CUUCUUCCAACUGCACCGAGUCUUCUGAGAGGGGUGAGAACAGACUGAGGCAAAAUGGUUGGCAAAGAAGAUAGGGCCAUCUCUUUUGAGCUGGGGCAGAAUGAAGGCAUCGAGAACAAUGGGUUUGUUCAAAGCGAGGAGCUGGAGGAAAAGGAGGCCGAUGCCACAAGCCAAGAUGGGUUGCCAAAAACAUGUACUCUUUUCAUAGAGUCUGGAAUGGCGGAAAAGUUACCAGUGAGGCCUUAUGCGGGGAUGCCCAAAGAAGUGCUCCUCCAGUUCUCAUCUCAAGCACGCUACAGAAUUACCCGGGAGAUACUUUUCUGGUUGAUCAUUGCAUCCUCACUGGUGCUUGUGGCAGCUACGGCUGCCAUUAUUGCCCUGUCCCCCAAAUGCCUUGGCUGGUGGCAAGCCAGCCCCAUCUACCAAAUUUACCCUCGGUCGUUUAAGGACACUGACAGCGAUGGCAAUGGCGAUCUCAAAGGUAUCCAAGAAAAACUGGAUCACAUCCAGUAUCUAAAUGUAAAAACAAUCUGGAUCACAUCUUUUUACAAGUCUGCCUUACGAGAUUUGGGAUAUGGCAUAGAAGACUUUCGAGACAUUGACCCGAUGUUUGGAACCAUGAAGGAUUUUGAAAACCUGGUUGCAGCGAUACACGAUAAAGGUUUGAAAGUGAUAAUGGAUCUAAUACCUAACCACACAAGUGACAAGCACAACUGGUUUCAGCUUAGUCGCAAUCGGACUGGAAAAUACACGGAUUACUACAUCUGGCAUGACUGCACAUAUGCCAAUGGGACCACCAAACCACCAAAUAACUGGGUGAGCGUGUUGGGGAACUCCAGUUGGCAGUACGAUGAAGUGAGAAACCAGUGUUACUUUCACCAGUUUGGAAAAGAGCAGCCGGAUUUAAAUUUCCGUAACCCAGAUGUUGAGGAAGAAAUUCACGAGGUUAUCAGAUUUUGGCUCGGCAAAGGCGUUGACGGGUUUAGCAUUAGUACUGUCAAAUUCCUACUGGAAGCAACACAUCUGAGAGAUGAGCCUCAAGUCAAUAAAUCCCAAAAUCCGGACACUAUCACAGCCUAUUCUGAACUGUAUCACGACUACACCACCACCCAGGUUGGCAUGCACGAUAUUGUACGCAGUUUCCGGCACACCAUGGAUAAGUACAGCAGUGAGCCUGGAAGAUACAGAUUUAUGGGCACGGAGGCAAAUGACCAUGACGACGUUGAGAGAACCAUGAUGUAUUAUGGGACACCUUUCAUUCAAGAAGCAGAUUUCCCUUUCAACUUUUACCUCAUGAACAUGCAAGAAAUAUCAGGAAGUGGCAUUUUUGAAAUUGUGUCUUUGUGGAUGAAGAAUAUGCCGGAAGGCAAAUGGCCGAACUGGGCGGCUGGAGACCCCAACAGGGUUCGAAUUUCCUCUCGGAUUGGGAAGGAAUACACAAAUGUCAUCAACAUGCUUCUUUUAACUCUUCCUGGAACACCUACAACCUAUUAUGGUGAAGAAAUUGGAAUGGAAGAUAGCACAUCAGAAAACGCAACCUUUCCAGAAAAAUCACCCAUGCAGUGGGAUGAUACUCUUAAUGCUGGCUUUAGUGAAGGCAACUCAACCUGGAUACCUGUAAAUCCUGACUAUCCAAAUAUAAAUGUGAAAGAGCAAGAGAGUCAACAGAAUUCUACACUCAACUUGUAUCGAGAGCUCAGUUCCAUUCGUGCCAACGAGCUUCCCAUUUUUAGAGGAUGGAUGUGUUACGUUUGGAAUGACACCGACGUCUUUGUAUAUGUGAGGGAACUGGAUGGGUUAGAUCAAGUGUUUAUGGUGGUCCUAAAUUUUGGACUGGAGACUGUAACAGAUCUGCAGGGUUCGGUUCCUGGUAUUCCCUCCGAAGCUACUGUAAAGCUAAGCACGAAUGUUGUCAACAGUGGCAAAGUAGUAAAUACCAAAGCAGUCGCAACUGAAAAGGGAGAAGGACUCAUUUUGGAAUAUUGGACAAGUGAACCUGUCCACCAGAUGGAAGCUUUCCAAGGGAAGUGUUUUGUUGCAGAAAAGGCAUGCUAUUCAAGUGCCUUCAAUUUACUCUAUGCGUAUUGCUAAGUGGCAAUGGUUUGUUCCAAAUCUACGAGUUGUAAUUUCUUUACAAAAGGGGCAGCAGCUUUGAAGGACCAAAUUUGAAUGCUGUGUUUAAAUAGCUUUUGGGUGUGUAUAUGUGUGUGUUUUUAAUUACUUGUUACUUGUUUGCCAGCUGUCCAAAAAUGGAAAACUUUACAGAAUUUGGAACCUUGCACUUUGGCACAAAAAUGUUUGGAACGCUGCUGUAUCUGAAAAGAUCACUUGUCAAGUUCGAGCGCUACAGGGUACAGCUAAGCAUGAUGCUUUUCAUGCUAUUUGGUGAAAUUACAUUAUAUACAUUAAUACGCACCACUUGCAGUGACACUCGGAGGCCUCCCUUGAGAUUUGGAACUCUCAAAAUGACCUUUUUAUGUUGUAUUGGAUUGGAUUGUACCAUCCACGCUCCCUUUUCUUGACAGUUGUAUUGUGUUUCUUGGUUUUUUAUUUUUCUCUCCUAGGUUCUAUACUUUGACUUUAAAAAGCCAAUAAAAAUGA
This is a messenger RNA of Lacerta agilis (Sand lizard), 2601 nucleotides long. It is a transcript of the gene SLC3A1, whose product is annotated as solute carrier family 3 member 1. The record is from RefSeq and is a predicted model, not a curated record. The coding region runs from base 55 to 2091 and encodes 678 amino acids. Lineage: Eukaryota; Metazoa; Chordata; Lepidosauria; Squamata; Lacertidae. Gene Ontology annotation, biological process: amino acid transport; carbohydrate metabolic process. The transcript is spliced from 10 exons.